Molecule: messenger RNA, 1431 nt
Organism: Colletotrichum paranaense
Lineage: Eukaryota; Fungi; Ascomycota; Sordariomycetes; Glomerellales; Glomerellaceae
Exons: 4
Coding region: 1-1431 (476 amino acids)
Source: RefSeq, a predicted model, not a curated record
AUGGCGCCUUCCAAGAAGUCCAUGGGCAAGCUCCUUGAUAUCCCGAGAGCGAAACAGGAUGCCAAAGUCCGAAAGAAUACCACGGCGAGAAAGAACACCUCUGCCAAAGAACAGAAAGUCCCUAAGAAGGGUGUCAAGAUCACCACUCGCCCAAAAAACCGGGCCCUCAUCCAGUGGAGGAGAACAGAGGAAGAACCCUUGCUUGUGACACUCCUUUGGGUGCAGUAUAUCUGUGCCAAAGAGCACGGCAAGAUGCCCUGGGAUGAUGUCAUUCCCCAGUGCUUCACCGGAGUUACACCAACGGCAUUCACCCAAUUCCUUGCCCGAGAGCGCAAGCGACUUCUCAAGAUGGGCUACUGUGUUCCGCCUCUCCCCAGCCAGGCCAAGAGCUUGGAGAGAGAUCAGAACAUCCGCGGCUAUACCAAUGCGCCGACCGCCGAGAAUGAGGAUGCUAUCAGACCCUUGGUGACCAACGCAGAAGGCGAGGUAGAAUCGGAUGAUGGCGAGGCUGAUGAUGCCAUGGUGAAUGAACACGAUGACGAGGGGUUCUUGAAUAUCAAUGAGGCUCCCAGAAAGAAUGGAGAGUCCUCUCAGGUUCCUUCUGUCCAGGGCCACCAUCAGUCUCCUUACCAGGCUCCUGCUCAGUCGGGUCACUAUGUCCACAACGACGAAGCGCAGUCGAAUCACCGGAUUCACAACAUCCCCAAUCCUCAGCAACAGGCUGGAGAAUUGCUGUUUCACCACGUUCAACAGUUCAGUCUGGCCCAACACGAUGCCCAGAAUGACGCCCAGCUCCAGCAGCAGCCAUUUCCCCUGACGCAGUAUUCGAGCCAGCAUAACCAAGUAGAACAAACCAAUCAGGAAUGGCAGGCUCAGCAUCUCAAUGAGGGCAACGGCCUGUAUAGGCAGGCGAUCGAAGCCUGGAAGCAUGACGAGCCCCCAAACGAAGCACGAAUAUUUGUCGAGGGUCUCCCUCCCAUGGCAUACUAUCUUUUCAAGGUGCCUGCGAGCGUCAGUGGUGGCGUCUCUUUGAUAUCCGGCUCCGAGAUCAUGUACCCGAUGCGAACCGAGAAUGGCUAUACGACAUAUGCCAUCCCGAUCCCGGUCAACCUGGGCAGCUAUCUCGACGGCCUCAAUGGUCAGGAAGCUGGUGCCGCAACCCCGUUUGGCAGCACUGCGACGACGAAUCUAUCCCCGGGCACUUCAUCACUCAAUGAGCCCGUUUUUCGGGCUUUGAGCGAUGGCUUCGGUGAUGUCGUCAAUGGUGGAUUCAACGGUGGCUUUCAAUGUGAACAUCACCUACAUGAAGAUGCCAAUCACCAUGCCAAUCACCAUGUCACAGCUACUGGCCCCACUCAUGUGGGCGAGGAUCAGGAACUCGACUUCAAGGAAUUCAACUCGAAUUUGUUCGACUUCACUCAGUUCCACUGA